CUUUUCCCACACUCUCUUUUCUGCAUUCUUCGUCCUGAACCCUAGUCACUCACUUGCCAUUUUUCCAUAUCAAACAUGCGUUUCACCACUGCUCUUGUUCUUGCGGCGACUGCCGUCACCGGCGCCGUCGCCCAGGACUCCUUUGUCUUGGGUUUCAACUCGGGCGCUACCGACGACAAGGGCAACCCAAAGACUCAGGCCGACUUCGAGAAGGAGUUCAAGACCGCCCAGAACCUCAAUGGCGCGCCCGGAAAGUUUAACACUAUCCGUCUCUACUCCAACGUGCAGGCGGGUACCACCGAUACCCCUAUUGCCGCUUUCCCAGCUGCCAUUGCCACAAACUCCAAGCUGCUCCUUGGUGUCUGGGCCUCGGGUACCGACAACAUCGACAAUGAGCUCAAGGCCCUGGCCUCCGCCGUCGAGCAGUACGGCACCAAGCUCACCGACCUCAUUGUCGGCCUCUCCAUCGGUAGCGAGGAUCUCUACCGUGUCUCGGAGGCCGGUAUCAUGAGCAAGGCCGGUGUUGGCAACAACGCCGAGAAUAUUGUCCAGUUCAUCAAGGACGCCCGUCAGAAGCUCCAGGGCACCCCCCUGAGCGGCGUCAAGAUUACCCACGUCGACACCUGGACCGCCUGGGUCAACGAAUCCAACAAGGCCGUCAUUGACGAGAUUGACUUCCUUUCCGUCAACGCCUUUCCCUUCUACGAGGUCGAGCACGCCAACGAUGUCAAGAACGGCGGCAAGCUUCUGGCUAGUGCCAUCGAGGCCACCGAAGGUGUUGCAGCUGGCAAGGACGUCUGGAUCACCGAAACCGGUUGGGCAUACACCGGUCCUGACUUUGGCGCCGCCAAGGCCACCGUUGACAACCUCGAGUACUACUGGAAGAACGUCGGUUGCGCUCUCUUCAACAAGAGGAACGUCUUCUGGUACACUCUCCGUGACGCCAACCCAGCCAACCAGGUCAAGUUUGCCAUCACCGACAACCUGUCCACCACAGCCCGUUUCGACCUCACCUGCGACAAGGAUGUGACCCUUCCUUCUGCCUCGGCCGGCAACACCACUCAAACCAACGGUACCUCCUCCACUGGCCACUCUUCCAGCGGCAAUUCGACCAGCAGCAACUCGACCAGCAGCACUGGAAGCGGCAACGGCACCAGCACCUCUGGUGGAAGCAGCAGCGGCGGCGCCAACGGUGGCAGCAGCGGUAGCGGAAGCAGCAGCGGCGGCGCCGCCAACGGUGCCAAGCCAUCAUCGCCCCCUGAGAGCAACAGCGCCAGCUCCAUCUCCCUUGUCAACGCCAUGGCCAUGGGUCUCUCCGCCGUCUUUGCCGCUGCCGCUUGGGCUUUAAUGCAGGCUCCGAUUGGUGGUUUGUCACGUGUUCGGGUGGGGGGACUCGGGGCGGUGCAGGGCGUAAGUUAUCGAGAUGGAAGGGGCCAAUCAAGUGGGUGGGUGGGUAGGACGCCUUAA
Messenger RNA from Bipolaris maydis ATCC 48331, 1467 nucleotides. RefSeq names its product glycoside hydrolase. Gene Ontology annotation, biological process: cell wall organization. Gene Ontology annotation, molecular function: glucan endo-1,3-beta-D-glucosidase activity. Gene Ontology annotation, cellular component: cell surface; fungal-type cell wall; extracellular region. The record is from RefSeq and is a predicted model, not a curated record. NCBI's taxonomy places the organism in Eukaryota, Fungi, Ascomycota, Dothideomycetes, Pleosporales, Pleosporaceae.